AUGGCUCUCCUCGUAGACAAGCAUCGCCCGCGCUCGCUGGAGUCAUUGACGUAUCACCAUGAUUUGUCUGACCGUCUGAGGUCAUUGGCGCAAAGCGGAGACUUCCCGCAUCUUCUGAUCUACGGUCCUUCCGGAGCCGGCAAAAAGACGAGAAUCACAGCAACUCUUCGCGCACUCUACGGCGCUGGUGUAGAGAAAAUCAAGAUCGACAGCCGAGUCUUUCAGACAACGAGCAAUCGCAAGCUCGAGUUCAACAUCGUCUCGUCCAACUACCAUCUCGAGAUAACACCUAGUGAUGUGGGCAACUACGACCGUGUUGUCGUGCAAGACCUUCUCAAGGAGGUUGCUCAGACGCAGCAAGUCGACGUGGCCGCCAAACAACGCUUCAAGGUCGUCGUUAUCAAUGAGGCAGAUCAUCUCACCAGAGAUGCCCAGGCUGCACUGAGAAGAACAAUGGAAAAAUACAGUCCCAACCUGCGCUUGAUACUUCUGGCCAACAGUACGAGCAAUAUCAUUGCUCCCAUACGAAGUCGUACCUUGCUGGUCAGAGUUGCUGCACCAACUGAAGACGAGAUCUGCACAGUCUUGGCUCAGGUCGGAAAGAAGGAGGGCUACACACGCUGCGAGGGUCUGGAAAAGAGAAUUGCCAACGAGAGUUACCGCAACUUGCGCCGUGCUCUGCUCAUGUUCGAGGCUGUCCAUGCUCAGAACGACCAGGUUACAGAGAAGACAGUCAUUCCACCUCCAGAUUGGGAAGCCCUCAUCUCACAAGUUGCCGACGAGAUUCUUGCCGAACGCAGCCCUGCGCGCAUCCUGCACGUCCGAGCUAAGCUCUAUGAUCUCCUCACUCAUUGCAUCCCAGCCAGCACCAUUCUGAAGACUUUGACCUUCAAGUUAAUACCAAAGAUUGAUGACGCUCUCAAGACCGAGAUCAUCAAGUGGUCGGCCUUCUACGAGCAUCGCAUCCAGAUGGGCACGAAAUAUAUCUUCCAUCUAGAAGCUUUCGUCGCUAAGGUCAUGCGCAUCGUGGAGAGUCACUUCAUGGGCAUGGACUUCGACGAUUGA
Aureobasidium namibiae CBS 147.97 is the source of this 1065-nucleotide messenger RNA. RefSeq names its product P-loop containing nucleoside triphosphate hydrolase protein. Gene Ontology annotation, biological process: DNA-templated DNA replication; DNA repair. Bases 1 to 1065 code for a protein of 354 amino acids. Gene Ontology annotation, cellular component: Elg1 RFC-like complex; Rad17 RFC-like complex; Ctf18 RFC-like complex. The transcript has 6 exons. The record is from RefSeq and is a predicted model, not a curated record. NCBI's taxonomy places the organism in Eukaryota, Fungi, Ascomycota, Dothideomycetes, Dothideales, Saccotheciaceae. Gene Ontology annotation, molecular function: ATP hydrolysis activity; DNA clamp loader activity; DNA binding.